Molecule: messenger RNA, 2020 nt
Organism: Bursaphelenchus xylophilus (pine wood nematode)
Lineage: Eukaryota; Metazoa; Nematoda; Chromadorea; Rhabditida; Aphelenchoididae
Source: the annotation of a GenBank genome assembly
AUGUGCUCCUCGCCCACCCAGGUAUGGCUCUGCACGACGUUGAUCAUCUGGCUGGUCCUGUCGGUGAUUCGGGAGGUUUUCGACUUGAUCGGACGUCUGUGGGUACCGGUGGCCUUCAAUUUGUUCCAGGUAAUUUAAUUUCUUUUGUUCAAAAUAUUGGGAAUUAGAUGAUUGACGGGUGGGAACUGGAAUUUUGUAAUAAGAAGGGGUGGUUGUUGACCUCUAUUUUUAAUAAAGUUUGAAUAUAAGUAAAAAUCUUACUGUAAAAUAAGCAACGAUGUUUUUGCAAAAAAGAACUUAUGUCGUUUCAGAUUCUGUCAUGUAUAUCAGGGAUGUUUGCCAUUUCAUCACGCCGAAUGACCCUUCUCUUAUUACUGUCACUUUCAUCGAUUCUUUCAUCAGGAUACAACGUCCUUCUUAUUCUAUGGUAUUAUGAUAUCAUCAAGGGAUUUCCCCGUCUCCUAUCAGCUGGAUUGCCUUUUGGCCAGAGUUUCUUUGUAAGGCAUACUCCUGGCUGCGAGACUUUUUUCAAUUUGACUACAUCCCAAUGGAAUCAGAGGCCCUGUAGUGUUCCGUAUUACAAUGCGGAAAGUUUCCAAGCAGUUAUCCACAUUUUGUUGGCAAUAAUGACAUUUCUGUUCUCAAUUGUCUUAAUGGUCGAAAGAAAGAUAAAUCCAAGGCAAAAGACGAAUGAAGAUAGGAAGAUCAACAAGUUGGAUACCAAGGAGAUCGGUUACAGUUAUAUGAACACGUCGUAUGACAGUCCGAAGCCUUCUGAUACCAAAAAAGUAUGCUUUAUUUAAGGGUUUUACUUGUAACUUUAAAGUUUAAAAACUAAAUUAAUUACCAAUUCAGGAAGCCAUCCAGAAGAAGAGAGCCGUGGACAAAAUUGAGACUGGAAGCCUCGAGGAUCAGAUUUCAAAAUUCCAGGAUGAAUAUGCCAGGAUGGAUAUGGGCCGGAAGUCAAAGUCUCGUUCAGAAUACUUAACUCCAGAGAAUCUGAACAAUGAUUUUAUUAAUAAUCAAGCUGAAAGAUUGGCGAAUCAUUCGAAUAACCUGGAGAUCAAAAAGAUGCCGAAACCACUCUCCAAUGGAAACUUAACCGCCCUCAUUAGCUUCGACCCCAAAAGUAAGGACAUCCUCAAGGUCAGCGAGCAUCAGAACGAUUCGGAGGACGAGGCUGAUUUCGGAAAAUAUUCAAGUUUUAGAAAUCGAAAUGAGAGCCAGGUAAAUUGAUAAAGCAAGAUUAGUAUCGGAAAUGAUGACUUGAUUAAUUUCUAUCGCCAUUCCAGAGUUCAACCCCAUCCAUCCAAGCUCCAGUUUUGUCACCUUUUCAUCGCCCAGACCCAGAUUCGGGGCAUCCAUCGUCAUCGCCGAGUGAUUGGACCACCGAAUUCUCCGUUUCGUCGCCGCCACCGAUGAUGAAAUUUUCCCUGGAUGAACAAAAACACUUCAUCUCUCCACUGAGUGACUUCACAAAGGUUUGUUUUUAUAACAGUAUGGCUUAUGGUUGUGUCUAGACGAGGUUAAAUUUAAUUUCGGUUACGUAGCGAGUAGAUGAAUGUUCGAGUAAAUUGAUUUUAUGUUAUUAUUUUUAUUGGUGUUAUUGCAGGACUCGUCGGAAUAUAGACGUCUUUCAAAUCAAGCCAAUCCAAGGCUGAAUGUAAUUCCAAGUCAAAAUCAAAAGAGAUUACGGAGAUCGAUGCCAGACAAUAAGAUGACUGUACUCUCGAAUCAAGAGAUGCCUCCACUAACACUGAAUGUCGUCACUUCUGAACAUUAUCCCUCCUCUAUCCCCGAGUCCACUUCAUUCGACACCACGGAGCAUUUGGUGACGUCAUUCCCGGUGAAGCCAAAAAGACAACUGGUGGACACCAGUUUGGCUACGCAGUUGCCAUUGUUAAGACCUCAGGGAAAAAGCCGGACACGUCCCGUUUCUGAUGACCAACUGCCCCCGCCAUUGGAAUUGGACUCCAGUCUGCAGAAGUUUAUGAAUUCAGAUAAUGGACUCCUAGUGUAA